AGCAGGUGAUGGGUGAUGAAGACGCUUAUUGUAGAGGUCUGAUGAACAUGCCAUCUACUUACCGCAGAUAGAGCCAAAGAAUGGAUGUAAUGAAGGGCAGAACUAUGUAGAGUGGAAUAUAAAUCAGGGCAAAAAAGCAUUAGAAGACACAGGAAGAAAAUUGCAACUGAGAGGCAUGCACGAACAAAAUGAAGCACAGAGAGAUAUGGGCUUUGAGAAUGAGGAUGAUGCUCACGUGUACAGAGAUGAAGCAUCAGUCCUUACUCACCUUUGUGAAGAUCAGGGAAGAAGUGAGACGCAGCCGGCAAAAUGGGACAGGGUGGAUCAAAGUUUUGCUUUAACACCAAGAAUAAGCAGAGACUCUGUGACACAAUACCUUCAGUACAGACCUGAUCAGUCAGUGAUCAUUCUUCAUGCCAGAGUUGCUCAGAAGUCCUAUGGAAAUGAGAAACGAUUUUUCUGUCCUCCUCCAUGUGUGUACCUCUGUGGCAGUGGAUGGAAUCUCAGACAAGAACACCUCAAAGCAUCAGGUCUUGGUGAAUCCACUUGUCGUGUGUGGGGGUACAUGGGUCUGGAUGGCUCCUCUGGGACACAAGCAGACAACUUCAAACUGAGCUUUGAAGAACAAACGGAAAGAAUGAUGUUUGCCUGUGCCAAAACCCUGUAUAUCUCAGAUGCAGAUAAGCGUAAACACUUCCGUUUGCUGCUUCGUCUGUUCCACAGUGGCGGGCAGGAGAUUGGGUCUUUCCAAAGUGGACUUAUUAAAGUCAUUUCCAAACCCUCACAGAAAAGACAAUCCAUGAAGAAUGCAGAUUUGUGCAUCUCAUCUGGUUCAAGAGUUUCAUUGUUUAAUCGGCUGAGGUCUCAGACAGUCAGCACACGUUAUCUUGCAGUGGAGGGUGGAGGCUUUGUGGCUAGCGCCAGACAGUGGACUGCUUUUACUCUCAUUCUCGUAGAGGAUAAGCAGACUGACCGCAGUGAUUACUCUGUGUGUGAAAGUUACAUCUGUUAUGGCUGUGUGGUUCAGCUGGUAUGCACCAUUUCAGGAGUUGCAUUGCCACCCAUGGUGAUCCGUAAGGUGAAUAAGCAGCAUGCAUGCCUGGAUAUAGAUGAGCCAGUGUCCCAGCUUCAUAAAUGUGCGUUUCAGCUCAGAAACAGCAAGCACAUGUACCUCUGCCUCUCCAAUGAAAAAAUCUUACAGUACCAGGCUUCUCCAUGUCAAAAGGAGAGCAAUCGAGAGCUGUUGAAUGAUGGUUCAUGUUGGACGAUCACUGGUACAGAAGUUGUUGAGUACACCUUCAGUGAAAGCCUGACCAGCAUCCGAACAGUCAUCAGCCCUGUCCCUGUAAUUAAUGGACUGGAGCUAAAUGGUGGAGGCCAUGUGGCCAUGUUAGAGAUCAACGGAGAAAACUUCAGUCCUUACCUAAAGGUCUGGUUUGGGAAUAUGGAGGCUGAAACUAUGUAUAGGAGUCCAAGGACUUUGCUGUGUGUUGUGCCCGAUAUUUCAGUGUUUGGCGGAGAGUGGCGGCGGUAUAGGCAGCCUAUCACAGUCCCUUUGUCUCUGAUACGAUUGGACGGGAUGAUCUACAGAAGCUCAUUCACUUUCACAUAUACACCAGAGCACAGCUCUUCCUCUCAACCAUGCACUGUUGCUGAGAGAACUGCCAACUCAGACACACUCAUUGACACCAUACACCAAGAGUUUACCAGAACCAAUUUUCACCUGUUCAUGCAGAGCUGACAGAUACUGGGGUAAAACAAAAAAGAAUACCAAAAUCUUUUUUAAAGAAUACACACAAUUGUUUGUUUAUCUGCAAAAAAAAUGUAAUCUAUGCAAAUCGGGGGGGAAAAAAGUCUAGAAAUAAAAAUUGCUAUUUUUCAAGCUCAAAUAUUACAAUAAAGUAAAUAUAGGAUUAGUAAUGUCAUGGCCAAAACUGACUAAAAACUCAAUUUCCACAAUGCACCUCCAACUACAAUGAUAUCUUUAUUCAAUCAGUCAGCCCACAUUUAGUUAUAUAGCACCUUAGAGCAACCUUAGUUGAACCAAAGUGCUUCACAGCAUUAAAAUGAAUGACAAAACAUAAAAGUAUUGAGUUAAUUUUGCUUUAACAGUGUAAUAUUAAGUAACUCAGGUAGAAUGGUGUUCCAGAAUUUGUGCCUGCAUUUCAGAGGAGUGAUUUUUGUCCAUUGUUUGCACCUAGACCAAGAGACCACUACUAAGAUAGCAGAACGUAGCGCUCUACUUUGUUGGUAAAAGCUUAAUUUCUCAAAUAAGUAAGAAGGAGCCAAGCAUUUAAUAACAAAAAAAUGUGAUCAUGUUUAUGAGUAUUAGUCAGCAUACGAGCCUCAGCAUUCUGCACAAGUUGUAGUCAAAGCAGAUGAGCUUGAGUGACGCCAAUAUAAAGUGCAUUGCAAUAAUCUAGCCUUGAUCUAAUAAAAGCAUGAAUGUCUUUCUCCAGGUCACUCCGAUUCAGAAAGGGCUUGACCUUUGCAAGGAGGCAAAGAUGGAACAAAGCCUGCCUUGACACCAGAGUAAAUGUGUGUCUGAAAGUUUAAACUGUUGUCUAAACUCACCCCCAAAUGUUUGACUGUUUGGCCAAAAUGAGGGACUGGGAAGUCAAGACCAGCAGCAACAAAAGUUGAUGAAAUAAGGCAUUGUGCUGAAAUAAUCUACCCUAAUGACAGCAUGUACAAAGAAAACAAAACAGAGCCCUAAAUAGACCCUGUGGAACACCACAGUUUAAAAGGGCUGGGAAGGAAAAGAGAUCACCAAUCACAACAGGCCAACUUGUUGUGCCAGACAUGUCAGGAGAAUUGAGUGAUCAAAAGCUGCAGUAAGGUCCAACAUCACGAGCAGCAGAGUUUUUUUUUUUUUUAUCAAAGGGCAAGAGACAGGACAUUCUGCACCUUCAGUACAGAAUGCUGUGGCAUGUUCUAAAGCUGGAUUGGAAUUCUCUACAAUAUGAUUUAAUUCUAAAAAGAUUGAAUAGAGAUUGAAUAGAGACAACUUUUUUUAAUAGAAUAAAUGAGACAAUAGUUAGAAAAUACUGCAGGAUCAGCAAUGAGAAAUGAGACAGUAGACAAUACUGCAGGAUUGAGAUUGGAUUUCUUGAGAAGAGGUCUGACUACGGAAUGAUUGAAGAUUGGGACAAACCCCAAACUUCGGCAGCUGUUAUUAAAUGAGAGGAGACAUGGCACCAUUGUGUUAAAAACCUGUUUCAGCACCCUACAUGGGAUAAUGUCUAAAGAAUUAAAUAACACCCUAGAAUGAUUACAGCUGUGAAUGACAUUUAACAAGUAAAUACAUUUAGCUUCAACUGCAUUUUGAAAGACAGAAAG
This is a messenger RNA of Clarias gariepinus (North African catfish), 3339 nucleotides long. RefSeq names its product recombination signal binding protein for immunoglobulin kappa J region-like (gene rbpjl). The transcript has 12 exons. Gene Ontology annotation, biological process: regulation of transcription by RNA polymerase II. Gene Ontology annotation, cellular component: nucleus. The record is from RefSeq and is a predicted model, not a curated record. Gene Ontology annotation, molecular function: DNA-binding transcription activator activity, RNA polymerase II-specific; RNA polymerase II cis-regulatory region sequence-specific DNA binding. Bases 176 to 1741 code for a protein of 521 amino acids. Lineage: Eukaryota; Metazoa; Chordata; Actinopteri; Siluriformes; Clariidae.